AUGGAUUGGAAGUAUGCUCAGAGGAAGGUCUUUCGCGCGAUGAGUUCUAAAUGGGACUGCUCCCCUUUCAACGGAGAUCGUAGGUUAGGCGACAAGGAGGUUAUCGUAUCCAUUUUUUUCUCAGAAAUACCAAACAGAAUCAGAGCUAAGGAUAUUUUCGAACUGUUUGGGUUUCAUGGAGAUGUGGUGGAGGUGGUGAUCCCGCCUAGGAAAAAUAAGCUAGGGAAGAGAUAUGGGUUCGCUCGUUUUGUUGGGGUGGAUGACGCAAGGAUUUUGGCGGUUCGGCUGGAUAACAUCUUGAUAGACAGAAGGAAGAUUCAUGCUAACAUCCCUAGGUUCGAGAGGAAUAUGAGGUUUGCGGGUUCAGUGGAACAGAGGGGGAGGGGUGCGGUAGGAUCAAUCGAGGGGGUCAAAGUGGGUGGUGAUUUGAUGAAGGAGACAGGGAGGAUGGAAGCAAGCUUGAGUUUCUGUAAUGGGCGCUCUUUUGCUGAAGUUGUAUCGAAGGAGAAGGAAGAUUCUUUGGCUGUAGCGGCUCCUUUGCUGAGAUUCGUUUCCAAUGAGGCAAAUAAGACCAAGCUGAGUAAGGCUUUCGUGGGCGUCGUUCAAGUUCUCGGCUAUGCAUAUAAUAUUCAAACUCAUUUCAAGUUGGAAGGUGUGUUUUCCAUAAAGGCUACUCCGUUGGGUGCUAACCUGUGCUUGUUGGAGGAAAUGGAAGAUGGUUAUAUCUGUGAGCUGAUCAGUGAGGGAAACACUUGGUGGACACAGUGGUUCAAAGAGGUUAGAUCAUUGAACGCUUCCGAUGUAAAUUUGGAGAGAGUUUUAUGGAUACGCAUUUAUGGGGUUCCUUGCCGCGCUUGGAACUUGGAUUUAUUUGUUUCCUUGGCUAAUACAUUCGGUUCUUUUAUCUGCCUUGAUGAAAAUACUGCAAAUAAAACCUGUUUGGACAUAGCUAGAGUCAUGGUGAGGGUGUCGGCGACUUUCAUUUUAGCCGAAAGUCUCAAGGUGGAAGUUGAUGGGGUGGAGUUUCGUCUGUCGUUUAGAGAGGAUUCUUGGGGCCCGUUGCGCUUAUCUAGAACGACCAACGACGCCAAGUCUAUCCAGACGGAUGAAUCUAGCUCGGAGGAUUAUGCGUUAGGUUUUGGAGGUGAAUUGGAGGAGGUAAAGUUCUUCAAAACAAAUACUGUUUUAUCCGAUGGUUUUUCCACAAAGGAUUUUAGUUAA
Vicia villosa (hairy vetch) is the source of this 1221-nucleotide messenger RNA. RefSeq lists its product as uncharacterized. Bases 1 to 1221 code for a protein of 406 amino acids. Gene Ontology annotation, molecular function: RNA binding. The transcript has a single exon. The record is from RefSeq and is a predicted model, not a curated record. Lineage: Eukaryota; Viridiplantae; Streptophyta; Magnoliopsida; Fabales; Fabaceae.